UCCGCCCCUUACUGGGUCCAGCAUGCGCGAUGGCUUCAUCGCCUGAAGAGUCCACUCUUCUCGGCUUGUGCGAUGGAGAGAUUGACGAAAACAAGCACCAAUCUUCCGUCUUCACCAACAAAAUCGGAGGACUUCCGGACUGGCUGCCCGGCCUUCCACGCCAGUCUCCCCUCUGUAGGCGCUGUUCAUCCCCGCUAACCCAUGUGGUGCAGGCGUACUGUCCCCUGGAGGAAUCCUCCUACCACAGGGCCAUCCACGUGUUCGCCUGCCCGGCUGUGGAGUGCAGAGGCCGGGCAGAGAGCUGGACGGCGAUGCGCUCUCAGAGCCUGGAAGCCGAGGUGAGAGCUCAGCGGACUAGCAGGAAGCUUGAGCCGGCGGAGGAGGCGCCUCUGUCGGCUAGCGACUGGUGUGACUCCGCUGAAGAUUGGGGCGUGGAAGAAGAGGAUGGUGGAGCUUUGAAGAUGGACAAGCAUGUCCUGAAGGAGGAACCAGAAUUUCGCCAAGCGCCUGAAGGGGACGUCGUCAACGGACUCGGCCUCCUCCAUCUUGCAGAGGGGCAGGUGGACAGUCCCCUCCUGCGCGCCUUCUUCAUCAGCGUGGUGGAUGAGUCGGAUGUGGCGGCGGAGGAGGAAGACGGGCUGGCGCACGCCGAGGAUCUGCUGAGGGACUACGAGAGGAGAGAGGGCAUAGCCGUGGGGGGCGGCGGGGACAAAGGCGGCGAGGAGAAGUACGAGAAGAGCCGAGCCCGUCACGGCGACGCCGUCUUCUCCAGGUUCACGAAGAGGAUCUCGUCGUGUCCGCAGCAGAUCCUGCGGUAUUGUCGCGGAGGACCGCCUCUCUUCAUCUCGGAGCCGCCGACGGACGCGGGCCAGCUGGUGGCGCCGUGCGGCUCUUGCGGAGGCCCGCGGACCUUGGAGCUGCAGCUGAUGCCCGCACUGGUCAGCCUGCUGCGCUGGAAGGACGGCGGGGGUGAGGCCGAUCUGGAGUUCGGGACGGUUCUGGUCUACACGUGUACUCGGAGUUGCUGGGAGUCGCCGCGGGCGGUGGAAGAGUUCUGCCUUGUUCAAAUGGACCCGGACCAGCAGCUUUUUAAAUAA
Molecule: messenger RNA, 1097 nt
Organism: Nerophis lumbriciformis (worm pipefish)
Lineage: Eukaryota; Metazoa; Chordata; Actinopteri; Syngnathiformes; Syngnathidae
Gene: pdcd2l
Product: programmed cell death 2-like
Biological process (GO): apoptotic process
Cellular component (GO): cytoplasm
Source: RefSeq, a predicted model, not a curated record